Messenger RNA from Hypoxylon trugodes, 1773 nucleotides. RefSeq names its product velvet factor-domain-containing protein. NCBI's taxonomy places the organism in Eukaryota, Fungi, Ascomycota, Sordariomycetes, Xylariales, Hypoxylaceae. The transcript is spliced from 3 exons. Bases 156 to 1691 code for a protein of 511 amino acids. The record is from RefSeq and is a predicted model, not a curated record.
GACAACUUAAACCUAAUCCCAUUUACCUGGUUUCAAUUUUUCCUCGUCUGACGGUCCGAUUGUCUGGAACGGUUGGAUUACCGGUAGGAUUUGGGGUUUAAAGGAUACAUUCUUUACUAAAAACCUGUUCCCUCGAAUAGAGUAUAUUAUUUGCGAUGCUUCCAAUUCAGCCCGAGUCCAAUAUGGCGAAUGCCAUGGUCGCCCAGACCGAAAGCAAGAUGUAUACGCGCGAGCACCGCAUUACCAAGGGUGGUAGACACCUCUGGUACCAAUUAGAAGUUCUGCAGCAGCCUGAGCGUGCGAGAGCGUGUGGUUCUGGUCCCAAAUCAUCUGCCGACCGUCGACCAGUUGACCCACCGCCUGUUGUCAUUCUGAGAGUUUUCGAAGGAGAGCAUUUUGAAGGUGCUCGAGAUAUUACGUUUGAUUAUAAUGUCGACUUUUUCUGUUACGCCUCGCUUGAGCAUGCGCGCCCUAUGGCUCACGGGAGAGUACAAACCCCAGCAGCUACUUCGCCUCCCGUCCUUACUGGAUUUCCUGUAUCUGGAUGCUGUUACCUGGAUCGACCCGACCCGGCUGGAUAUUUCCUGUUCCCGGAUCUUUCGGUUCGUCAUGAAGGACGCUAUCGUUUGGUUUUCAGCCUUUACGAGUUGAUUAAGGAGGAGCAAGAUCAGGAUCGUGAUGCACCACCUCAGGACCAUGAAGAUGGCAUGUCGGAAUUGAGAGCGGGAAAUGCCAACCAUAGGAUGGACCUUCGAUCAACCGAUUUUAUUGUCUAUAGUGCCAAGAAGUUCCCGGGAUUGACUGAGAGCACUUCUCUUAGCCGUACGGUUGCUGAGCAGGGUUGCCGUGUUCGUAUUCGACGUGAUGUACGUAUGAGACGACGCGACACUAAGGCUUCUGCUCCUAGCGAGUACGACAACAAUGCGGAGGAAGAGUAUGCUAGGCGUAGGAACAGGACUCAAACUCCGGAAGCAUAUCGCGCUCGAUCCCUUAGCAAUUCGAGCAUGGACCGAACUUCAUAUGUUGGCCCGGAUCACCCGAGACGUCCUUCGAAUGCCGAAUAUGGACCACCUCCGCCUCCGUUAUACCAGAACGGCCAGGCUCCGUCAACCAUGCUUAACUUCGGACAUGGAGGCAACGCUGGAUUCGCUCAACCCUAUGGACCUGCGCCUCCAUCUGGCCAAUCGACACCAGUAUCACCUGCAGCUCCUAUCUUCCCUCCGAGCAAUAACUUUCCGCCGCCACCUCCAUCGCCCGGCUAUGCACCACCGGGCUACCCGCAUUACGACUCCGCUGCCAGCGACGCAGAGCUUAGACGACGAUCGUCUGCGAGCUAUUCUACUAUUUCCGCUCACCCGCCUGCGCCGUAUCCCCUGGCGAGAGUUUCCCCUAGACCACCCACGGCUUCCUCCAUUGGACCUAUGCCUUCCCUUCCUUCCAUAAUAAGCCCGAAGAUGUCGCCCAGCCACUACGCUGAUCGUUCUGGCUCGAUAACAUCACUUCAUAGACCGCCGUACCUUCAACCUGAACCCCGAUCUACCAAACGCUCUAUCGACGAGCUGACGAGUAGCAACCAGCAAGGACGUGUUGUCAACGGCGACCGUCCCUCAAUAGACUACCCCGGAGUUCCUUACUACCGAAGAGCCGAUGGCACAGAACGAACAGCUGUGUUCCCCGAUUCUCUUGCAUAAUGGUUCGAGCAUAUUAACGGAUGUUACGAAUGACAAUUAUCAAGUUUCGCAGGGGCGUUGCGCGUUCGACGGCGUCAAUGUU